AAAAUAUAUUCAUGUAAUCAGUAAUGUGACUGUUUUGUUGUAUUUAUCAUAUUUGUAAUAUUUGUGUAACAAAAGUAUUUUUGUAAUUAAUUUUUCAAACAUUAUAAUUAAUUUCGUGAAAAAUAUUCGCUCAAAAUAUGGCCAAAAGUGGCAAAAAUUUGAUACAAAUAGUGAACGAACUUCAGGACAAACUCCAGGACCUGGGCGUCGAGAGUCUGGCCAUAGAUUUGCCGCAAAUCGCUGUCAUCGGCGGACAGUCGGCCGGAAAGUCGAGUGUUUUGGAAAGUUUUGUGGGCCGAGACUUCCUGCCCCGCGGCUCCGGUAUUGUCACCCGUAGGCCACUAGUCCUGCAACUCAUCAACAAUAAAGUCGACACCAACUCCUAUGGAGAGUUUCUUCAUUUACCCGCAAAACGAUUCGUGAAUUUCGAUGAAAUACGCGACGAGAUUGUGGCCGAAACGGACCGGGAGGUGAGGGACAGUACGGGAAUAUCGCCCAAACCCAUACACCUCAAGAUCCACUCGCCGGACGUGUUGGACCUGACUUUAGUGGAUCUGCCGGGACUGACGCGAGUGGCGGUCGGCAGUCAGCCCAAGGAUAUCGAGAAUCGCGUCGAGAAUAUGAUACUCGAGUACAUCCGCAGAGAUAAUUGUCUUAUACUGGCGGUCACGUCCGCCACUCAGGAUUUGGCGACCUCUGACGCCCUGAAACUGGCGGAACGGGUGGACCCGAAGGGUGAGCGCACUAUCGGUAUACUAACCAAAUUGGAUCGCCUGGAGCUGGGGUCUGAUGCGCGGGAUAUACUGACCGGCAAUUACGGCAUUCAUCUGAAACGCGGAUUCAUUGGUGUCGUGAAUCGCUCGCAACGGGAUAUCGACGAGAAAAAGGACAUGAAGGAGGCGCUGGACAAGGAGUACCAGUUCUUCAGCCAACACCCGGCCUAUAAGGACAUCAGCGAUCGGCUGGGGAUCAGUUAUCUGCAGCAAUACCUGCAUCAAGAGCUCUCGAAGCAUAUCUACAAACUCCUACCGCCGCUGAAGCAUCGGUUUGAGUUGGAGUUGAGUGAACUGACGGCUAAGUUGGAGGCGAUUAGCGAACCACUGGUCGAGUCCGACAAAGAGAUAAUUUUGUCCAAAACUAAUGAGGAGUUACGCAAGAACUUCGAGUCGGCGGUGGGAGGGAAUGGUAGCGGUAAUGGCAACGAUGUGGACAUCAAGAAGCUGAAUGGCGGCGCCAAGAUUAAUGUCAUUAUGAACGACACGUACGGCAAUGAAGUGAACCAGUUGUUCACGGAUGAGCAUCAGAUGAGACACGACAUCCACGUCGCCAUACAGAACAUCAAAGGUGUCUAUAUGUGUAUAUUUCCGCCCGACGCCGCCUUCAAGGCCUGUGUCAUCAGUCAAAUCGGUGUCUAUAUGUGUAUAUUUCCGCCCGACGCCGCCUUCAAGGCCUGUGUCAUCAGUCAAAUCGAGUUGCUCCGAAAGCCAUCACUGGUUUGCGUGGAGUCCGUAGCGUAUGAAUUGCAGGACAUCGUCAGAGACUGUAUCCAAACCAUACAGACUUUCACACCCAUUAAAGAAUUCUACACUCGACUGACUCUGGACUAUGUGGUCGAGUGCAAGAAACGAUGCAAAGCCUGUGUCGAGCACCUGAUUAGAGUGGAAAAGGCUUAUCUCAAUACAAAUAACGAUGAUUUCAUGAAACUUUAUAAGGAAAGUGGGGGAAUGGCAGCCAAGAUUGCCGCUCAAGAAUCGACAUCGAGUAGUGAUAAACCAAAUGACACGAUCAGUCACACGGAUAAU
Molecule: messenger RNA, 1802 nt
Organism: Oppiella nova
Lineage: Eukaryota; Metazoa; Arthropoda; Arachnida; Sarcoptiformes; Oppiidae
Source: the annotation of a GenBank genome assembly